Seminavis robusta is the source of this 438-nucleotide messenger RNA. The record is from the annotation of a GenBank genome assembly. Lineage: Eukaryota; Bacillariophyta; Bacillariophyceae; Naviculales; Naviculaceae.
AUGUCCAACAGCUACGAAGAAAAGGAAGCCGCAAGACCAGACAGUAUCCGUGACUAUGAUGGUCGGAAUAACGCUGCCUGGAUGUACAGUUUUGGCGCCGCCAUGGUCCCCUUCACCGCCUUUUGCUAUGGUCACUCGCGAGGAGCCACGGGACGGGUCGUCGAAGCAGUCGUCCGAUCUCCUGUGGGAGUGUACGGAUUGUUUGCCCUGCCAUUCGUGACAUUGGCCAUGGAAAAGAGUAUUUAUGACACCGUCCAAGCAUGGCAGGGGAUGGACCCAAAUAUCAGACCCAAAGAACGCGGAGGAUUUCCCAGUGGAGGAGCCGAUUUGCCAUCCUUUAGUCUCAUUCCCGUCCAAAAGGCGGCCUGGGAACAAAAGUCAGAAGUCACUACAGCCGCUGAUCUGAUGAAGCGAUACACCAGUGAAGGGAAAAUGUAA